UUUUUUAUAUUGAAUAUAUGUGAAUACUGUGAUGCCUUGACUAUUAAAGGUUCUUUUUAAUGAAAAAUAAAUUCAAUUAAUUUUCUAAACUUUCUCAAAAAAGCAUACAAAAGUUUCAUCACUACAUUCCGGUCUCAACACUCAAGUCUCAAGUCAACAUCAAACCCUUUUCCGGAAACGGCAAUACUUUCCAGCUUCGCUCCACGCAUCAUGGAUUGAUUGAUUGAUCGAGGCUUGGCUAUCAAACAGAACUCUCAAGUUGAAAAGAUGCUUCUAAAAUAUAAGUCAAAGCAUACAAGUUCAUCCAAGAAACAAUAUCCAACAAUCAUAGAAGAGCUAUGCCAUAAAUUUUCUCUGGAAGAUCUUAAGAAAUCAACCAAUAACUUUGAUGAAUAUAGAAAAAUUAGGAAAACAAAAUUCAGUAUAGUGUACAAAGGUUAUAUCACACAUAAUGGUGAAACUGAUUAUCCAAUAGCAUUGAAGCGGAUGAGAAAUAUAUUUGAUCAAUGGAAGUUCAAGAAGGAAAUUGAAUUUCAUUGCCAGCUUCAUCACCCAAAUUUGACAUCUUUAAUAGGAUUCUGUGACCAGAAAGAUGAGAGGAUUCUUGUCUAUGAGUACAUGGUCAAUGGCUCUCUCUAUGAUCACUUAUGUUCAAGGGAUAUGGAACUACUUUCAUGGAAGAAAAGGCUUGAAAUAUGCAUUGGAGCUGCAAAAGGACUACACUACCUUCAUACAGGAGCAAAGUGCACGAUUUUUCAUUGCGACAUUAAGCCUCAAACCAUUCUGUUAGAUGACAGUAUGGUACCGAAACUCUCACAUCUUGGAUUUUCCUUACAAGGGAAGCUUUAUAAAUCGAAGCCAAAACCAGUUAAAGUCGACAUCCUUAUUGGUUCAUUUGUUUACAUGGCACCGGAGUAUAUCCGCACCAAUAUUUUCACCGAUAAAUGUGAUGUUUACUCCUUUGGUAUGGUUCUACUUGAAGUAAUAUGCACAAACUACAGGCAUACCAUCUAUGAUAAGAUGAACAUGUUAGAGAAUCCGAAUUUGACUUUACAAGAGUCAAUUAAUCUAAUUAAUCCAGCUAACUUUUUGGAGAAGUUUACAGCUUAUGAGAUUAUUGAUCCUAUUCUCAUGAGAUUGAUUGCACCACAAUGUUUGGAAGUGUUCAUGGAUGUAAUGAAAAGAUGCUUGAAUAUUGAAUCAAAUGAAAGACCAACAAUGGGUGAGGUUGAGGUUAAACUUGAGCAUGCUCUAGCAUUGCAAGAGGAAGCAAAUAAUGGAAAAAGUAAUGGUGAUUAUUACCGUCAAUGUUAGGAUUGUUAGUAACUGAUAUAAUUUAUUGGAAGUGGAGAUCGAAUCCUCGAUUUUCUUGUCGCUCUGCUCGCUAACUCAUUCAUCUUAACCGCUAAGUCAAUCUUAUAUUUUCAUUUCUACCUAA
This is a messenger RNA of Cicer arietinum (chickpea), 1438 nucleotides long. Its product is annotated as receptor-like protein kinase ANXUR2. The record is from RefSeq and is a predicted model, not a curated record. Gene Ontology annotation, biological process: protein autophosphorylation. Gene Ontology annotation, molecular function: transmembrane receptor protein tyrosine kinase activity; ATP binding. Gene Ontology annotation, cellular component: plasmodesma; plasma membrane. NCBI's taxonomy places the organism in Eukaryota, Viridiplantae, Streptophyta, Magnoliopsida, Fabales, Fabaceae.